Hymenoscyphus albidus is the source of this 257-nucleotide messenger RNA. The record is from the annotation of a GenBank genome assembly. Lineage: Eukaryota; Fungi; Ascomycota; Leotiomycetes; Helotiales; Helotiaceae.
AUGAUGGUCGAGUCUCAAAGGGUAUCACGAAGAUGGCGCACAAACGUGGAGGAGGGAGGUAAGAGAGAGCAGCAAGAUCAGAGAGAGACCAGAGCUUCAAGCAUGAGGCUGGCUGGGAAAGCUGUGACGAAAGCCAUGAAUGCCUUGGCUGCCUCAGGUUAGAAUCGGUAAAGCUUACAUAACUGCUAACAGAUGCUGGCGAUUGCACGCGAUUGGAGAAGCUAGGACAUCAAAAGCUUGAUUCAAUUUCACCGUGA